Oreochromis niloticus (Nile tilapia) is the source of this 3283-nucleotide messenger RNA. RefSeq names its product lysophosphatidic acid receptor 2. Lineage: Eukaryota; Metazoa; Chordata; Actinopteri; Cichliformes; Cichlidae. Gene Ontology annotation, molecular function: lysophosphatidic acid receptor activity. The transcript is spliced from 5 exons. Bases 649 to 1746 code for a protein of 365 amino acids. Gene Ontology annotation, biological process: G protein-coupled receptor signaling pathway. Gene Ontology annotation, cellular component: membrane. The record is from RefSeq and is a predicted model, not a curated record.
AAAAACGCGCAGGUUGGCAGAAGGAAUGACCAAAGAGCUCCAAGCUGCUGCUUUAGUAAGAAGGAGCUGGAGCAAGAGAGGGAGCGGCUGCCGCGCCCUGUGUACGCCUCCUAAAACGAGUUACUGCGCACAGGUAACAACUGCUAAACCCACCGGAAGCGAGACAAAAGUUCGAGUAAAGGUGACGGAGAAGACCGAGCGCAUUUAACUUUGUGGGACUCAAAAGUAAAGGGUGGACUGGAGCCUCGAUAGAAACAGAAAAAAAUAUAAUAGUUUCUUUUUUUCGGCCCUCUGUUGUUGUGGGGUUUUCCUUUUGUUUUCUCACUUUUGCUUGUGAGCCUUACAAGUCCGGGGAGGAGUUCUCAGGUGCGAAAACAAGCAGAGAUUUAACCUGGAUAACUAUACCUGCUGGAGGCGUUCACAGACGACUAAAGAAUGUAGAUGUGAAUCCAGUGCCCAGGCUUUCAGACUUCUGGAUAACUCCAGUCCUCACCUGCUCAGCUAAUGGCAUGCCGAUCUCCAAACCACCAAAUGUGGCGAGUCUCAGUGGUGCCCUAGUCCUUCUGUUUUGCUCUGCGUCUGCAACACCACCCUGCUCUUUGUGAUCGUCAACGUUUCUCUGAUCCCGCACCCUGCUCACGCCUCAGGAUGGGUAACAUAACCGACACAUGCCACGACAGUGAGAAAAUCGAUUUUUUCUACAACAACAGUGGAAAGCCCAUCAACACAGAAUGGAACAAGCGUGACUAUGUGAUUGUAACCCUGGGCAUGAUCGUUUGCUUCAUUGUUAUUUUUUCCAACUUUUUGGUCAUAGCGGCCAUUUUCAAAAACAGACGGUUUCACUUUCCCAUCUACUACUUGUUGGGUAAUAUGGCUUUGGCAGACCUCUUUGCAGGUUUUGCUUAUCUCCACAUGAUGUUUCAUACUGGUCCCUGGACUAUAAAGCUAUCGCUGAGCCAGUGGUUUACUCGUCAGGGGUUGAUAAAUACCAGCCUGACAGCCUCCGUCCUCAACCUCCUCUUCGUGGCUGUGGAGCGCCACCAGACUAUCUUCAACGUCCAGCUCCACAGCAGCAUGAGCACCCGGCGUGUUUUCAUAAUCGUGCUGUUAAUUUGGCUGGUGGCAAUAAUCAUGGGCCUGGUUCCUCAAAUGGGUUGGAACUGUACGUGCCAUCUGAGCAAAUGCUCCACCAUGGCACCGCUGUACCACCGCAGCUUCCUGAUAUUCUGGGCGGUUCUUAACUUAAUAACCUUCUCCAUCAUGUUGGCCGUAUACACCCGGAUCUUUCUCUAUGUGAGGCACAAGGGCAGGCAGAUGUCACAGCACACCUCAACGACGAGACAGAGAGAAACCAUGAUGAACUUGAUGAAGACCGUCUCCAUGAUCCUGGGCUGCUUUGUGGUCUGCUGGACGCCCGCACUGGUCGUGCUGCUGCUUGAUGGUCUGAACUAUGACAAGAGUUUGGUGCUAGGCCUCGAGAAAUACUGCUUGGUGCUGGCAGAGUGCAACUCCUUCGUCAACCCCAUCAUCUACUGCUUCAGGGACCAAGACAUGAGGAGGACCUUCAAGGAGAUCCUGUGCUGCAACUGGUCUCAGAGCCACAAGAACAGAGGCUUCUCUGAAGUUAAAUUUCACACCGUGGAGCAAGAGAACGGUAAGUCUCGUAUCCCCAAGGCGAUAGAGAGGAGCAACGGGACGCCUCUCAUCCAUGCCAGCUCAGAGGACAUCCCAGAAAGGUCUGAUUAACUGAGACCAGCUUAGAAAUUUCAAGGCACGUACACAUACAGCUGACAAGUGAACGGAUCUUUACAUGUACACAAAAAUAAGCCUUGAGCUGGUUCUUCAAGGAUUAUAUAGACUCUUUAAGGAUUUUACCUCUGCUGUGAGUGGACACUGGUUUACUGGGUCUGCAGCUACUGGGAGAAGUGAUACUAUCUUUGGCUGAAAGCUGCAUAACAGCAGCUUGAUCUUCUCAUUUAAAGACAAGCCCGCCAUCAACACCUCCUGCUGCACACAGACGCGUACGCAUUGUUGGGGUCACUUGGACAACAUGGGAGACACGUGAGAGUUUCCUGUUGAGACACGAGUGACUGACCAAUGUGUUUUUUUUUUUUUUGUUUUGUUUUGUUUUUUUUCCCCCUCAGUGACUACGCUGAUGGACGAGCAACGCCUAAAAAAGCUGCACAGCAGAUCCGUGGAACAAAUGAGUGAAAAUGUGCAGUCAUAAAGAAUACGCUCUGAGCUUAAUCUGAUCCAAGUUGUUACCACUAGUGCAGUAAUUGCAUGACCCAAAAGGUUUUUGUGAUAUGUAGCCUGGCCACACCUGUGUGUGUGUGUGUGUGUGUGUGCGUGUGUGCGUGGUGAAUAAAAUAAGAGAAACACCCCACUUUUAUAGUGUGGAUUGAUAAAAAGUAAACAGUAAAGUCUUAAAGGAUGGAUUUUAUUGGCUGUUUUAUUGGACUGUGUUACUUUGAGUAAAGAGUCAGCUUAUGUGUAUUCAGAUAUAGUUUCAGACAGAGGCCCAUUGGCUGCUCUAAGGGCAUUAAUAAGUGAUUUAUUAACUUUAAAGUUAUAGAUUAAUCAGGUUUGACAUUUUAAACUAGUUCAAAUGAUUUUAGGGGGUUUCUUAUACUUUUCGUCCAAUCAGCAGCAUCUCUUUUCACAUUUGUGGAUGGUGUACGUGUCACAAAUGUGUUACAGAUUAUUUUGUUUUUAAAUCCCUCAAGGUAGCAUGUCUGUUAUGACGCACAAUUUUCUUUUUCUUUUACUCGUCAAAAUGAGGACAGUGGCUUGCAAAUCUGUGGCCAGUGAAAAAUGUGGUUACAAAUGUUGCUUUUCUUUUUAACGUACAGCCAGUGUGAUAUGAGAAUGAGAUAUAAGUUGUUGUUGUUUUUAAUUGCUGCCUGUUUGCAUAAUGUAUAUUGUCUCUGCUCAGUGGAAACAAUGUUCAAUUGUACAAUGUUUGUCAUAGAAAUAUACAACUUAAACUUGCAAUGACAUUGUAAUGGUUGAUAUUGUAACAGUAUUCAGUAAAACUGCAGUUAGUAGCAAUUUGGAGGAGGGAGGGGGAAAUGAAGCUCAACAUUUGUCAGUAGGAUGAUAAUCCACACACGUUUUUAUUGCUGAGUAAAGUGUGAAUAAAGCUUUUGAGUAAAAUAUUGCAGCGGAUUAAUAUUGACAUUGGGGGAAGCUGACAUGUUUAAAAGAAGAAGCGUUCGUGGCUGUAACACUGUUGCCGUUAUAAUCUGCUCUCUGAGUGACGUCAUUAAAAACGUGUAUCUUC